AUGGAGGCUGCGGAUGAUCGUGAUGAUCACUGUAUUGUGCCACUUAGUGAAGCCAGCCGCACGCGUAGCCUGACUCCAGUAUGGGCUCCGACGAAGCUAACGAGCUCAGUCGGCCAACUCCUAACGCAUCCACUCCACCCCGAACGCGAAUGCUUCUACUCGAACACAGCGCACGAAGCAGUCGACGACCUCAACGACUACCACAUCCAGCUUCGCUACAAGGAUCUAUACAGCUUGGACCAGGAGGGUCGUUUCCUCACCAACUAUGGCGCCAAGUUCGAGCUUGGACGAGUAUACAGGCAGACGAACUUGCUCACAGUGAAAGCUGAGCAGAUGGUCCAACGUACAAGCCAGGACCCUAUAGCAGCCGUCCAAGCUGUGUGCAAUGAUCCUGAAGCGCGUACUUGGAUCUACAACACAGUGAAGGCGGGUAAGCCGCUAUACAUCGUUCUGGGCAUCACAGAACUGAAGAACGCUGUCUUCAAGCGGGCGAGGCUCCAAGACUCCGGCGCCUCGAACCGAUUGAAGGAGCAGCCGAUCGAGCAAGGCGCAAAGGUCCCGAAGUCACUACAAGUGCCAGCAUCUUCGGACUCGAGUCUUGGAGGAAUUGGAAGCGAUCCUCAAAUAUCUGGUGUAUUUGGUAUGGAUGUCAGACGUGUCACGGCCAAGAUCACAACACCAAUGGAGCCGCACAGCCUAUCUGAUUUGAAGUAUCGGUGGUUCUACUACGAUGUCACUGAUGGCGACGCAAAGGAGCAGCUGAUGAUCGGACUUGGCGACCAACUCAAGGCCAACGAGCUACGACUGAUGCUUGAUUUGACAGAGGAUGAUGUUCAAGGCAAUCUAGAAGCAAUCAGCAAGCUGAGUCUUGACGCGCUGAGUGCAGCCGCCAGCCCCAUGCUGCGACCCAGCUCACCGGCUCUCCGAGGUCGCUCACCUUCUCCCAACCCGAUCAUGCUACGAUCUCAGCAUUGAAGUUUGAACUGUCCCUUGCAACGCGGUUACGAUGACACGAAGCAUACGAAGGGAACUGCAUAUCGCGAAUUCGCGCUUACACAUGGCAUAUUAUAUUGACAGCGUUUUGUAACGACCCCAUUAUAACCCCAUUAUACUAUCACGGCGCAUGUUUCCUACUAUACGUGUUGGCGCAUAGCAGACUUCUCCAUC
This is a messenger RNA of Boeremia exigua, 1167 nucleotides long. RefSeq lists its product as uncharacterized. The coding region runs from base 1 to 975 and encodes 324 amino acids. NCBI's taxonomy places the organism in Eukaryota, Fungi, Ascomycota, Dothideomycetes, Pleosporales, Didymellaceae. The record is from RefSeq and is a predicted model, not a curated record. The transcript is spliced from 2 exons.